Molecule: messenger RNA, 4020 nt
Organism: Hylaeus anthracinus
Lineage: Eukaryota; Metazoa; Arthropoda; Insecta; Hymenoptera; Colletidae
Gene: trbl
Product: tribbles homolog 2
Exons: 4
Coding region: 925-1965 (346 amino acids)
Biological process (GO): regulation of MAP kinase activity; positive regulation of proteasomal ubiquitin-dependent protein catabolic process; protein phosphorylation
Cellular component (GO): nucleus
Molecular function (GO): ATP binding; protein kinase activity; mitogen-activated protein kinase kinase binding
Source: RefSeq, a predicted model, not a curated record
GCUGCACAAUGGCGCGAUCGGUUUGUGCUUGCUCUUACUGCUGCCGCCGUCGUUUCUGAGCGGAGGGUCGGCCCAAAACGUUGGACCGUCCGUUGCGUGGGAUACAAAUCUCUCUGCACCGUCUCCCUCGUUCCGUAACCGCUCAGCUCUCCACGUUUCUCACGAAGACAUCUCGUAGUCUACGUGACGAAAGAGGAACAUCAACUCGACGGCUGGUCGAACACGAAUCGCGCGAGUCGUGAGGAGAAAGACACUACCAACCACCAUCCAGGUAGAAGCUAACAGGAAGAGGCCAGGUUUGAUCCAACGCACGCGCGCUAUUCGAAAAUCCAAUACACCCGAUACCAUCCGGGAAUUCGUUUUUCGAGCAGACGGCGGUUUGUCAACAACGUCUUUGGGGAUAAAUCGACUACGUCUGACCGUUUCAUCAUCCCAGACACCCGUUCAGGAACGUACGGCGACAACAGGAAGAACAUUAUAAAGAGCCUUCUUGAAAUACGGUCCUACUAUAUCAGAUACGAUCUCCGUCCAAGGAUCCAGCGGUAACACGAAGCAACGCUGCAUGGGCCCAAGCACAAGUGAUAUUCUUAACUAUAGUUAACUCGUAUCUACUACGGCGUUCUUAUCCAUAGAGCUUUCAGUCGUUAAUUCGGCCCGUUGAUAAUCGAUGACUGUCGCAUCUACCACGUUGGUAAUCUUGUGACGUGAAGUGUGUUCAUGGAAUUUUUCCGUUUAACGGUCGACUGACAAUAAUUACGAUUUUUAAAACUGUUCGGAUCCGAUGGAGCGCACGCUCGUUGCCUGAGACUAGAACUUUUGUUGCGUAUAAAAAAAAAGAAGGAGAAAUAAACGAAAGCAAGUCGUUGGUGGUAGUGUCGCGAGUGUAAAAGAAAAAUAACGGUGGGUGCGUGAAAACGGCACAAUAUGAGAGUGACAGCCGCCGCCCGGCAGCAUCCUCUACAUCUGCAAGUGACUCGCACCAACAAUGGAAAGUUUCUGUUCAGUCCGAACAAUAACCAGGAGAUCAGUCAACAGCCUACGAGCGACGAGACGAACCCGGUGCCGGUAGUCUUCCCUAGUUACGAACCGUUGCCCACCGAUCAUCAUGGACCCGCCAUACUUGGUGAUCGGUAUCUGCUUCUUGGUCCGGCCGAGGGGAGCGCUCUGUACCGAUGUGUCGACGUACACAGCGGUCAGCAGCUCGUCGCAAAGGCGUUGACCGUGGGCGACAAAGGUUGCGAGGCACUACUACAGGCACACCUUCGAUUAGAAGGUACCGGAGCGGCGAGUGGAGUUGCAGGCGUGGUGGAAGCGCCCGGAGGUCGACGGUAUCUGCUGCUGGAGGGCCACCACGGUGACCUGCACGCCUACGUAAGGGCGCGCAGGAGAUUGCGGGAACCCGAGGCUAGACGGCUCUUCCGGCAAGCGGCCAGGGCCGUGGCUACGUGCCACGAGUACGGAGUUGUGCUGAGAGACCUCAAGCUCAGGAAAUUCGUCUUCGCUGACGAAGCAAGGACACGGCUCCGUCUGGAGAGCCUCGAGGACGCCGUGAUCGUGGAGGACGACGAUGACAAAUUGACCGAUCGAAGAGGAUGUCCCGCGUACGUGGCCCCGGAAGUGCUACGCUCGGGAAGGGCCUAUUCCGGCAAGGCAGCCGACAUCUGGUCCCUCGGUGUUCUGCUCUACACGAUGUUGGUCGGUCGUUAUCCGUUCAACGACGCCGAACACGCAUCCCUAUUUGCGAAAAUCUCACGCGGCCAAUUCGCGGUACCCGAGGGUCUUACACCGCGAGCACGAUGUCUGAUACGUUCCUUGCUGAGAAAGGAACCGUCCGAAAGACCGUACGCCGAGGACGUACCGAGACAUCCGUGGCUCUCGAAGCCCCUUCGAGUCUGCACGGCAUCCAGCAGAUCCUCGUCUCAGGAUCAAAUCGUACCAGAGCUACCUAACAAUCCUCAAGACUGAUUCUUCCGGGAGAAGAACGUAUAUUCCGCGCGCGCUGAAAUCAGCUUUCCAUCUUAAUCCUCUAUUUGGCAGAGUGACGUCAGGAACCGAUGAUAAACUAGCAUAACAUGGCUUAGAUUCUAUGCGACAAACCCGGGGUACUGGUAGUGAUGGGAUCAAUCCUAUGACGUAACGGCGAAUUGAGUUAUUCAGCACCUAGAAAGUAUUGUAAAAUUGGGGUGAAUAGAAAACACUGCUUUAAAAGUGUGUUAAAUGAUCAAUCAAGCUUUGUUGGGAGAUGGGUUUAAGGCGCAAAGUAACUCAAUUUUGCGAUACUCGUCAAUAUCGAUACAUAUCAAUUCCCAAGUACCUGAAAUUCGAUACUUCUUAUUGAGUACUUCGGGAUCGAAUCAUUUGAAUGUCAUCAAUAUGUAUCGUAUCAGUCUCACCACCACCCGUGGUUCGUGAUACAACUAGAAAGGGAAGGAAUGGCGGAUUCUUCGUCCGAAAAGCGAGCCUUAAAUGCGGAAAACAAUGAUUUUGUGCAAGACGCUGUUUCCGGAAACAGCCACUUUUGAUGAUGACUCAUCGGCUACCCUCUUGUAUCUGACUUUCUCAAGGUUUAACUCAAUAUUCCGCGUAUAUAGUACUGCCCUCCUAGUUGUCUUGUAGUCAUCCCUUAUAAAUUGACGAAAUAAUUCAUAAACCGAAAAUUAAGGUGAAACAACAAAACGAGGUGAUUUAUAGAGAAAUUCUUAAAAAUCAGUUUGUUUCGAAACGCAGUUUCGUACAAAACAAAUUUUAUUCCGCAUGUUCGACUUACAUUUCUAUGAGGAAUCACUUUCCCGUUUGUACCACAAAUUACACAGAAUAUUGUAUGUAUAUUGGCGUUUAAAACGACGCGUUGUUGUUCCUUCGCAUGUGAUGUUAUGUAAGUGACGUGUAUCGGAUAGAAACUCUUGUCUAUGCUUUUGAGCACUGGCUACGCGUAAAAGCCAUGUUUAUGUAACGAAAGGAUACCAAAUAAAGGGUUAAAUGUUAGCUGUCGCAUCGAGGGAUACUCCGAUCCCGAAACUUGUUUUUGUUUCUUCGUUGCGACGUAAGAAUCCGGCCUAGGAUAAGAGUAAAUUUCGUUGGAAAACAUUGAAGAAGGUCUAAUGGGAGAUGAUCGUUGCUUGAAUUUUUUGUUAGUAGAGACCUACGAGCUGAUAAUUUACCAUUAGGAACUACGAUUCAAUGAAAUGUGAUAAAAGAAUCAUUUUGUUUAUUUGAAGGAGAUUUAAUAUCACAAUGAUAUUAUUAAUAAUUUUUGGUUAAAAAUUACUUUUUCCUUUAUAGUAGACUCGUAGGUAUUCGUAAUUAAACUCUUUAUGUAUCGAACUCGUUGAAAUGUUAAAUUUGGUGUUAUUAAAGAAAAGUAAUUAAACGUCAAUAAUACAAAAUUAAUUCGUCAUGAACCAUAAGUAAAUAGAAAAAAAACUGUUUCUACCGACUAUUUCGUAAAAAAUAAUAACCCUAUUUAUUACUGUCUGUUACGCUGUAUACCAAUUUGAAGUAGACUUUUUACGCGUAAAUUGUAAUAAUUUUCAACGAGUAAAUAUUACAAUUGUACCUCGGUUUUUGCCACUUUCCAUUUUGAACGAUUUCAUAUCAACAUUAUGAGAUCGUGAAAACUCGAUAUCGAUGGUAAACAACGUUAAACGAUUAAACUCCUGAUCUUCGCUGAUGGUUUGGUUUGAAGAAAGUACCAAGUGUUCUUCUAUUUGAUAUCUAUACAAAUUAUUUUGUAACUCUGCAAAGUAAGGUUGUUACGUGCAAGAUUACCGAAUGUGUGCGUUGAAUAUGAGUGAAAGAGACUAUUUUCUUUUAUAUUUUCUAAUGCGAUUCUCUGUGCAUUGAAUGCGGUCGUUUCAGUGCACGAUUCCUCGUAUCAUUUGAGUCAGGGUACAAUGGUAAGAGCGUUCGCUGGCGCUAAAAUGUAUAUAAGUUCGAUCCACUAAGUCCUACUAAAUCGUUAAUUAGAAACAUUAAUAAAAUGUUCUGUACAUAGACAAAUAAAGUGGCGUUCACGAUAAA